Messenger RNA from Hymenoscyphus albidus, 664 nucleotides. The record is from the annotation of a GenBank genome assembly. Lineage: Eukaryota; Fungi; Ascomycota; Leotiomycetes; Helotiales; Helotiaceae.
AUGCCCCUCCCCUUGUCGGUAGUUCAUGUCGAACAGUGCCAUAGUCAACGCGACCAGUAAGAUUUACCACCCUCUCCAAUAGCAGGAAUUGCAUCUUCAACGCCAUCUUCCUUCUGCCAACCUAACCAGAUAAUUCCGAAAUCCCUCUCGCCGAAUGCAAUUCCAACCUCUCUCCUGUUUCUGGUGCUGAAACUACCCCACCUUCUCCAGAGUUACCAUCUCCACUUAAAUGUCCCCCAGCUUCUUCCCCCCUGGUCCCAUUCCAACUCCAUGUUCCCCUCGUUUCCUCCUCACAAACAACCACCCAACGAGCCCAACGAGAGCCAGUCCUGCCGGUACCCCAACACCUGCUCCGAUCCCUAUCGUUUUCGGGUUAUUGUUACUGGCAACCACCGGCUCUGAGAUCGUGGUUGGUACAGGGGUCGAUGUACUCGAAGCCGUUGAAGAUGUUUCAAUUGCAAAUGUGCUUGAACUCCUGAGUUCACUGUUAACCGGAGAAGUAGUAGCAACAUUGGAUAAAGUUAAGGGGGUAGUCGUUCUCUGUACAACGGAAUUCGAUGUGCUCGUCAAUGUUAUAUCCGGCGCAAGGCCCACGGUCGUCAAAACAUCAAAGGUCCCUCCAAUGGGUCAGAUCCAUACCAGAAAGAACCCCCCAUGCACUUGA